AUGGUUGAGGAUUGGUACAAUUUAAGGAACGGUUGGGGAUAUGCUGAAUUUGUGUCUGUGGCUCAACUUACAAAGGCUUACUUGGACAAGGAGGGAAGUUUGAAUGUGGAGAUCGAAUUUGAUGUUGUCUCUGAAACCAAAUACUCUUUCAAACGCCCGCAAGGUGGUGGCCGAGCUUGGUAAAUGGUGAAACUCCCACAUUCAGGUUCUAUUUUUCUUUCUUGCUGUUAACAACACUUUGUUGGGAUGGAAAUUGACUUGGUAGUUAGAAAUGCAAACCGCAGUGCGGUUGCUCUUUGGAUCUAUUUCAUCCCUUUAUAUAACAUCUUGACGUGAGCUCCUGAUUUUUUCUUCUUUCUUUUUGUUUAGCAAUUUCACUUUCCUUCUAUUUGGGGUAUUUUUGAUUACACAAGGAUAAAUUAAAAAAAGUGCCUUAACCAAGAUCGACCGUAAGGCAAAAGAGAUCCACUUAGCAAACGAAAAAGAGCCCACAAUGAACGAUUUGGUAGCGGAUGAGAGAAUUUACAAGUAUAUAUAUUCUCAAUAUAAUAACGUUUUAAAAUUUCGACUCGAACUUAUUUUCAAUACAUUUGAUGCCAUCUAGUAAAGGAAUAUAUACCAUUUAUUUUACUAGAAUCAUUAGUCUCUUGCCAUCUAGCAAGUUUGAAGUUUCCCUUGUAAAAAU
Thlaspi arvense is the source of this 685-nucleotide messenger RNA. The record is from the annotation of a GenBank genome assembly. Lineage: Eukaryota; Viridiplantae; Streptophyta; Magnoliopsida; Brassicales; Brassicaceae.